AUGAAGCGUCUGUGGGCAAGCAUGUGGACAGAUCCCCCCGAGGCAAUCAAAAAAGAGCUCGCCGUGCACCCCAAGCCUAGAAUUCUCGCGUACCGUUGGCUCAUGAGUGCAUGCCAGGCCUUGCAGUUCACACCCCUGCGGGUCUCACGCACAAUCCCAGCCGCUACUCAACCGCCCGACAACGUGUCCGCAGAGUCGACCCAAGCGCCGACCGAACUGUCCGCCGAGCCGAUGGCUUCGAUCCCCGCCACUGCCCAACUCGUCUCAGCUGCCCAACCGGCCGCCAAACUGUCCCCGAAGGCCUUGCAAACUGUGCAGGAGUUCCUUCAGCUCUAUGACAGGAGGAUCCCGAUCAAGCUCAAUUCGCCUGGGAUAGAUGCGUCCGAACAUCUACCAGCGAGUCAAGUCUUGAAGCCAUUCGUCGACAAGGGCUCUGAGUGGAUGUCCGCUGAAGCGCUUGACUUUUGCUUCGGGCGCCUGCAACAAGCAAACAUUACCUCGCAAAAUGGGGUCAAAGUCACCUUUUGGCAGACCUUCAACGCCAACGGGACUGCUGACAUGGACAGAUCACUGCGAGGUCACUCCAACCGAGAAAUCAGGUUCUCGGAGUGCAAAGAUUCAUUGUCUGACACAGUCGCUGCAUCGGAAGAUGGCCUUGUCAUCUUUCCAGCGAAUCGAGAGCAGCACUGGUUCCUCGUUGUGCUGCAUCGGAAAACCUUCACCAUCCGCAUUUUUGAGGGACUGAAGAAACUGGCUCUCGACCUUGUCGAAAUUGUUAAAUCGUUCUUGCCGGACUCGACUGAAUGGAGCUUUGUUCCCGAGCCGGGUUCUAUCUACGGGCACCAAGGGCCUGGCCAGACGGAGGAACCUCCUUGGACUUGUGGUUGGCUCGCCUUGUGGAUGGCCGAGAGGAUUGCACGGCUCGGCGUGUCAGCAGAAGACUUGCAGGCAUCCACGUCUAACCCGUGGCCGUGGGUCCCUACCGAUCCACCUCCGCCCAACGUUGGUCAACCUUCUAGAUCUCAAGCCGUACCUCCCUUGUCGCUCCUGAUUGCCGAGCAUGUGCGGUUCAAGUGGCUCGCUGAUGCCGCCCGCUGCUGGACACCGCACGUAACGAAGGCUUGA
Capsaspora owczarzaki ATCC 30864 is the source of this 1125-nucleotide messenger RNA. RefSeq lists its product as hypothetical. The record is from RefSeq and is a predicted model, not a curated record. NCBI's taxonomy places the organism in Eukaryota, Filasterea, Ministeriida, Capsasporidae. Bases 1 to 1125 code for a protein of 374 amino acids. The transcript is spliced from 3 exons.